AAUAUCAACUGAUAGCGAUUUUCCAUUUCAAAUAUUAUAAGCAUGGCUUUUUUAAAAUAUUUUAAAUUAUUUCUACAUUCAACGAAGUACGUACAAUUUGACGCAUCAACAAAAUAUAAUAAAUUUUUUUCGUCUGGAGCUGUUCUUACAUCUAAUGAAAAUAUUUACCCAAAUGUUAAAACAUUCAAACACCAGCAUAUUACUUUAAUAUCAUUGAAUAGACCAGAUGAUAAAAAUGCAUUAAAUGUGGCAACUCUUGAUGAUUUAAGAAAAGCUAUUACAAAUUUUGAGAAUGAUUCUUCAUCAACAAUUGCUGUUCUAUAUGGUGAAGGUGGAUCUUUCUGUGCAGGAAUCGACUCUGAUGAAUUGUCCAAGGCAUCACAUAUAUACGAUGAAUUUUUACAAUCAUAUUGUCAAAAGCCAAUCAUAGCUGCUGUAUCUGGAUUUGCUUACAACUUUGGUUUUGAUUUGUGUUUGUGGUGUGAUAUGCGCAUUGUAGAAGAGAAUGCGGUUAUGGCAAUUGAUAGAAAAUUAAAUAUUUCAAAAUCAAAAAUAUUUCUUAAGAGGCUUUUAAAAACUGUAGGUUAUUCAAGAACUAUGGAUCUAUUAUUGACUGGUAGAGAUGUAAACUCUAAAGAAGCAUUUGAAUGUGGUCUUGCAAACCGUGUAGUUGCAUGUGGAUCAAGUGUUGGUCAAGCAGUAAAUAUGGCGUUUAAUAUUGGUAAAUUUCCACAACAGUCAAUUAACUUCGAUAGAAGUAUAAUACAUAAAAUAAUAUCAAAAUAAUAUGGUAAUAUACAAUUAGAACCAGUUUUAUAACUAUGGAUAGACAACAAAAUAUGUAAUAGCAAAAAAAUAUAAAUAUUUUGAAAAUAAUGACUGUUAUAAUAUUUUAAAUAAAACCUUAAAAAGAGAA
This is a messenger RNA of Rhopalosiphum padi (bird cherry-oat aphid), 916 nucleotides long. RefSeq names its product probable enoyl-CoA hydratase. The record is from RefSeq and is a predicted model, not a curated record. The transcript is spliced from 4 exons. The coding region runs from base 43 to 786 and encodes 247 amino acids. NCBI's taxonomy places the organism in Eukaryota, Metazoa, Arthropoda, Insecta, Hemiptera, Aphididae.